Messenger RNA from Paramacrobiotus metropolitanus, 1928 nucleotides. RefSeq lists its product as uncharacterized. Gene Ontology annotation, molecular function: protein binding. The record is from RefSeq and is a predicted model, not a curated record. NCBI's taxonomy places the organism in Eukaryota, Metazoa, Tardigrada, Eutardigrada, Parachela, Macrobiotidae. The transcript has 5 exons. The coding region runs from base 1 to 1872 and encodes 623 amino acids.
AUGCCCCAACACCUGUCCGCAUUGUCCCUCCUCCUAGCGGCCGUAAUUCCCCAACAGAUUACCGCCUACUCCUCAAGCCCCGCCCCGCCCGCCUCCCGCCUUCCACUGCUCCUCGCCACCACCAUCCCCGCCCACAUUGCCGCCUGUCCAUCGAGGCCCGCGCCCGCCCCACCGAGCGGGGACGGUUGCCCGUAUCCGCGCCAUCCUUUUAUACGCUGUGAGGCGCUGGAUUGGCAGUGCUGCCCGGAGCCGCAGUUCUCGCAGUACGCCAAACAAGCAUGCCAACGCGGUGACCCCUUCGGGUGUUCCAUGUCUAGUAUGAGCUGGCAGAGGGCCGGCGAGGCUGACGAGGCGGCCGGUGAUGCGGCCAAACCGAUGGAUGUGCCGGCCAUGGCGGUCGGCAUGGAUGACCUCCAAGCGCCCGGGCCCGGCACAAUAACUCCACCGGAUCUUUUCACCGUGUGCUGCGUCGUCAAGCUGAAUAACCGCCAGGGUGACAACGGUGUUAACGAGAAUAAUGAAGAUUUUGAAAAUCGUCGUGUUGUCCACCGUUCGCAGUUGGUCACCGAACUGCCAUCGCACGACAAGCAAUGUUUUUUCGGGAGGAACGAAGGAUUACUGUACCGGAAAUAUGUCAUUCGUUUUGAACGCGCUCCUGAAAUAGCAAAUCUGGUAGCCAUGAAACUUUACCUGGACUCGGCGAGUUGCAUAGAAGCUGUUGGUAAUCGAAGCCGGGUGGUGCUCAAUCUCGGUUGUCGAUUCUUUGUGCGAGUGGAUGAUGAUAAGCGCACUGUUGCGUUUAUUUGUGCGGAAAUACACGGAGACGCGCUUCGGGCCUUAUGCUGGAGUGACAAUUCUUUGAAGCGAGCAUGCGAACUAAUGUGGAAGGAGCAGCAAGCGGCGAACCGCGACGGUCCAAUGUCGAUCCUUCCUUGGAGAAAUACCUCCGAAUGUAAUGGAGAAACUGGGGACACGAGAAUGAGUGACCUUCCACAUUCCAUUAUGACUAACGUUCUUUUGAACCUGGAUGUACAUAAUCAAGCAAGAACGAGAAGGGUUUGCGCGUUGUGGCAUGUGUUGUUGACGGAAACUGCCGCUUAUGUGGAUAUAAUCGUGGAUAUUUGCUCUCACCUGACCGACGAACCACAUGAUCAAAGGUCACACGCAUGCCUAAAUUACACCUACAAGCUAAUCAUAUUGAUGGACCAAAUUGUCACCCCACACACGCGAACACUGGUGCUUCUUAACGGACGCGCCGCGGACUUGGACUUCGAAACAGGGGCCCCGAUCGCCGCUAAAGUGUCGAAAGCCAAAGCGAUGCAACUGUCUACAAUCAUCGUUAAAGACUGCUCCAGUUCCUGUGAGAUUGCACGCUAUGAUCGUAGGGAAGGGUAUACCUGCGAAUAUCUGUCGCAGAUAGCCGCUGUUUGCGACCAGUUACUGGUAAUGAACUACAGUGUGCAAAAUGUCUUGAACUCGGGAAAUUUCGCCCGGGAUUUUCCUGAACACGAAAGAUGCUUUUUACGAUCAAAAGAGCGAAUCAAAUUGAGCGUUAAUAUUCCGCACCUGCGCCAUCGCUGCACGGAUGCGGUGGAUCAGAUGCCUCGGCGGUUUUUUAUUGCAGCCAAUAAUAACUGUCCACCGAUUGGUCAGCAAGUUGUCGCCAAGAUCAGAGCUAUCCAUAAACGCUGGGUGGAGCAUCUGGAUUAUCCAGCGGGUUGGUUAGGAAUUCGUGACCUCCUUAAUAUAUGCAGCGGCUUUCUCCCUGAUGGCAGUGCUCAUCACUGGAAUAACACGGACCUUCGUCAGCUGAAUGUAAAUGUCUUGACAAAACUGGCGAUGACUACUCUGGAUAGGUGCUACGUCGAUUGAACGGGAAUAUUGCCAUAUUUUUGUUCACUCCCGCGACCGGCGUCAACAUCAUGUCU